Grus americana (Whooping crane) is the source of this 533-nucleotide messenger RNA. RefSeq names its product ribosomal protein L22 like 1 (gene RPL22L1). NCBI's taxonomy places the organism in Eukaryota, Metazoa, Chordata, Aves, Gruiformes, Gruidae. The record is from RefSeq and is a predicted model, not a curated record. The transcript is spliced from 4 exons. Gene Ontology annotation, biological process: cytoplasmic translation. Gene Ontology annotation, cellular component: ribosome. The coding region runs from base 58 to 426 and encodes 122 amino acids. Gene Ontology annotation, molecular function: RNA binding; structural constituent of ribosome.
UAAAAGCGUGGCGUGCGCGCAGCGUCAUUCUUUCCGCGGGAGCGCCGGGCCGGCAGCAUGCCGCCGCAAAAGGACAGAAAAUCUAAAAAGUCAACCUGGAAGUUUUGCCUUGACUUGACCCAUCCUGUGGAAGAUGGAAUUUUUGAUUCUGGGAAUUUUGAACAGUUCCUAAAGGAGAAGGUUAAGGUCAAUGGAAAAACUGGAAACUUGGGCAACACCGUUCACAUUGAACGCCUGAAGAACAAGAUCACGGUGACAUCAGAGAAGCAAUUUUCUAAAAGGUACCUAAAAUACCUCACAAAGAAGUACCUCAAGAAGAACAACCUGCGUGACUGGCUUCGUGUCGUCGCAUCUGACAAGGAGACGUACGAACUACGCUACUUCCAAAUCAGUCAAGAUGAAGAAGGAUCAGAGUCUGAGGAAUAGUUGAAGCUUAGCUUUACACUCAGUACAGCGUACAAAAGACUAGAACAUCUAUUUAUAAGAACAUUAACUUAUUGGUGAAUAAAUAUUUUGUACUCUGUUUGACAGAG